This is a messenger RNA of Etheostoma spectabile (orangethroat darter), 971 nucleotides long. Its product is annotated as laminin subunit alpha-4-like. Bases 51 to 701 code for a protein of 216 amino acids. The transcript has 7 exons. Lineage: Eukaryota; Metazoa; Chordata; Actinopteri; Perciformes; Percidae. The record is from RefSeq and is a predicted model, not a curated record.
UGUGUAGAGGAGCACUUCUCAUCUGCUGGUUGACGGGUUCCGCGUGACUGAUGGACAUCUGCCAAAAAAACGAGGGAUCGUCUUUAGACCUGCACAACCCAGUGUUUCUGGGAGGUGAUCCCAAAAGUAAAACCACAAAAGGGCACAACAUUCCCAUGAACAGUGUCACUGGUUGUAUACGGAACUUCAAAAUGAAUGAGGUCGCUCUGGUGGACCCUGAGGCAAGCUACACAACUUUACCCUGCUUCGAUGGGCUCGCAGAGAUCGGGACAUACUUAGGCAGCGGUCACAUCGUCUUGGAGAAUUACUUCACCGUUGGCUCUGAGUUUGUGUUGGCCUUUGAGCUGCGUCCUCAAUACCUGACAGGUCUUCUCUUCCAUGUGCAAUGUCACAAGGCCAGCCUUAAUGUCUUUCUAAAGGAAAACAAGGUGGGUGUCAGAGUGACUGAUGGUAACGGGGCUGUCCUUGUCUCGGUGACACCCCGUGAAAGCCUCUGUGAUGGAAAGUUUCACCAGGUUUCAGUGUACAAACAACGUGACGUUAUCAAACUAGUGGUGGACUCCAUUUCUCAGCAGAAAGCCGUCCCCUUCACCUCCACCUCAACAACACUGGAUACACUUUACAUAGGAGGGACAAGAAAGCAGAACCGAGCCCCCGUGCCCUCGCCAUUUAACAUUUCACUUACGAAAUGUGAAGCUUAAUGGAAAACCGCUUGCAUUUGAAACAGGAUCCAGGGUGGUUGACCCUGUCAGCAUUAAUAGUUGCCCUUUCAGACUAAGGUCAUUAACGGGUGACACAACAACUUCUUUAACUGCACAGACGCUUCUACAUCAUUACAAGGUCAUAUUAUGCAGACAGGCUUAGUUAAAAACCCACAGAAAUUAAUUUGAAAUCCCCCCCCAAAGCUACUGUUUCUACAGCUUUCCGUUUUUGCACAGCACAUGUGCAGUUUAUAAUGAUUACAGGUCAUA